UUAUGGUUACGGUUAGGUAAGGGUUAAGGUUAUGUUUAGGGUAAGGGUUAAGGUUCUAGGGUAGGGACGUCCCAAGGAGUCAGAAUAGCACUCCGUUGAACUGCUUCGAAACAUCUUCAUGGACUUUUGAAUUAAGUGCAAAUGGCAGUCUCGCUUAGUCGCUUCACUCCCGACAGCUCCACUAGAAUGCAACAAAGAGGUACCCCCUUACCAUCAGGUUCCCACAGCAACCACCUCUGAGGUCAACUGAAGUGUGCAAGUCUCUCUUGUACUAAGGAGUUGUGAAUGAGACUGCCAUUGCUCCGGUCCAGAACAAACCUCACUGGACACCUCAGGCAGAGGGAGACUUCCCCAUGAAUGGAGCCCCUGCACUCCAGGAGUCUUUGCUAAAACAGAGAGAGCGACCAGAAGACUACAGCCUGAACCAGCCCUUUGGCUUUCAAACUCAAUUCAACUUCAAAUAUCUUUACAAAUAACAGACUGCAAUCAUCUGAGAAAGAGAGUGAGGAAUAAGCAUCAAAGACACUAUUGAAGCCAGACUCUGGUCUGGCGGUAAGAUACCCAUACACAGUGAGCCUGCCCCUGCUGUCCUCCGAUGGAGACCCCGGGUAGAGCGAGACACUGCUGCAACGUUACAGAUUUGAAGACACAACUCUGAGGCACGAAUGUACGUAGGUGGAGAAUGUCAAGCUACAACCUGUGAACAGGGGGACCCCCAGUAAAGGAGUCAUCCAGAGGGGAACACAGCGUUGCAGUGUGCGACAUGAAUGCAGUGAAAACUACUGAGCUGUCUGUCCACAGUAAGGAGAACAGGCAAAGUCCUGGACACCUAAAGACUAAAGAGGACGAGGAGGACCCCUGGGACAGGAAGGACCCCAGUAACCACACAACCAGGAAGCAUCCCUCAACCAUUGGGGGAAAGAAUGUUCUGCAGUUAAGACUUCAGCAGAGGAGGACUCGAGAGCAGCUUGCAGACCAAGGCAUCAUGCCUCUGAACCAUGGGAAGUUUCCUAAGCAAGAGGACUCGUAUGCAUUCGAGGAGGACAGUAGCAGUGACAGUCUGUCUCCAGAGCAACACCACAGUGACGAGUCCCAGGGGUCCGCAUGCCCCUCCUCUGAGGCCAUGGGCAGCACCCCCUCCUCCUCCUCAUCACCAGCCCUCACUAGCCCUAAACAGGGGUGUCAGAACAGGGACCCGUCUGAUCAGAGCAAGGAAGAUUGCUUGUCUGCGGCUAACAAUGGGCUGUCUGCCACCCCACCCAUACCUGUCCCUGCCAUAGUCAAGUCCAAGAUAUCGGACAAAAACCGCCACAAGAAGCCCAAAGACGUGAAGCCCAAGGUGAAGAAGCUGAAGUACCACCAGUACAUCCCUCCGGACCAGAAGCCCGAGAAGUCUCCCCCUCCCAUGGACUCAGCCUACGCCAGGCUACUGCAGCAACAACAGCUCUUCCUUCAGCUGCAGAUCCUCAGCCAGCAGAAACACGCACACACACACUCCCAGCAUACACACUCCCAACACACACAGGCCCAUGCACAUCAACGGCAGCCUAGUUUCAGCUACCAGCCCCUGCACCAGCCAGUCCAAGCCCAAAAACAAUCCAGUGAGCAGCUGACGGUGGGUAGCUCCAGUGUUACUACUAACAUGGUCAACAGCAGCUCCUCGUCUCCAGUUAAGACCACAUACUCUGGUCAAACCAGCAUCUCACCAGUCAAACCUGGUCCUCUGCCACCGAACCUGGAUGACCUGAAGGUGUCAGAGCUCAGGCAGCAGCUUCGUAUCCGGGGCAUGCCCGUCUCAGGCACCAAGACAGCCCUCAUUGAGAGACUCCGCCCCUUUAAGGACCCCACCUCAAGCCCCUCGCAUUCAGGCUCCAAUGACAUCACCACGGUCACCUUCCCUGUCACCCCCACGGGGUCCCUGUCCUCCUACCAGUCCCCCUCCUCCUCCAGCGCCCUCUCCCAGGGGGGAUAUUACCCUUACCCCAGCACCUCCUCCACCCCACCCAUCUCCCCCGCUUCCUCAGACCUCUCCCGUAGCGGCUCGCUCCCAGACAGCUUCAGCGACGUGCCCAUGUCCUCUCCUCCACAGUUUGGCCUCCAGCCGUCCCCGGCCCAGCUCAGCUCUGAAGAAGGCCUGGGGGGAGGGGGUCUGAGUGGGGCAGGACUACGGGGAGGGGAAGGUGCAGGGAUGGAGGGUCUGGAGGCAGAGAAGGAUAAGAUGUUGGUGGAGAAACAAAAAGUGAUCGAGGAGCUGACGUGGAAGCUGCACCAGGAACAGAGACAGGUGGAGGAGCUCAAGAUGCAGCUGCACAAGAGGAAGCGUUGCCAUGGCGCCACACAUGAGGGUGUCCCGGCUCCGUCCCAGCCCCACCACCUGCACCUACAGCAAUCCCCCACGCUGAUGGGGCAGCACUUCUUUGGAGUGACUGUCAAACAGGAGCCCAUGUCCCUCUCCUCCAGCUGCCCCCUCUCCUCCCCCAAGCACCUGAAGAGUCCUCCAGGAAGCUCCAUGGAGGGGAUGGGCCACUGCGGUGCCUCCCUGACCAAUAUGGGGGGCCCUGGUGGGCAACGAUGCCUGGACUCAGUCCCCUCCUCAGGAAGUCCCUCUGGCAUGUCUGCCUUCCUCAGCCCCCAGUGCUCUCCUCAAGACUCACCCAUCGCCAAGACCUCCAGCAGCUCCCAACCUUCCUCCCCCAACAACCCCUACCUGCUGUCACCGCCGCUGGGCAGAGACGGCUGUAGCCACUCCCUCAACCAGACCAGCACCAGGCCCCGCAACAUGCAGAUUCAGCAGAAGAAUGGAGGACAGGCUGUGAACUGCUCCUAUCCCUCUGACCAGAGAGGCCUUCAGUCAGUGUUCCCCAACUCGACCGACAACGGCCUGAUCCACAGGGUCAACACUAAGGCUAAGAACCCAAACAUGCAGCAGAAGAUGGCAAUAUUGCCCUCUCCCCGGCACGUUGGCCAAAAGUGCCUGGUCUCAACCCCGGCCUUCUGUAGCUCAGAUUCAACUGCAUUCGACUCUAGACAGCCCCCUUGCUAUGAGGAUGCAGUCAAGCAGCAACUGACUAGGAGUCAGCAGAUGGAUGAGCUUUUGGAUGUGCUCAUAGAGAGUGGAGAGAUGCCAGCUAACGCCAGAGAAGAGAGGGAGAGGUCCUCUGUAACCAAAGUUGUGCCUCACAUUACAGUUUCCCCCGGAACCACCUGCCUCGCCGUCCCAAAGUUCAACCAAAGACACUACGAACACCUGCCCCCCUCCCAGCUCAACUAUGACCACACAGCCAAUCACAUUGCAGACAGCCACCUGGAGAACCUGCUGGGAAGCCCCCUAGGCCGAGGGGGCGAGGUCGCCCUUCUCAAGAUGGCUGCCGAGGAAGCAGGGGAGGGGGAGGAGAGGGGUGAUGGACCUGAGGGCUACCCCAGCACCAAUCACCACCACCACCACCCUCACCAACACCAACACCCCCACCAGGACAAACUUCUCCCCAACAGGGACCUGAUGGAAACGCCAACGCCUCUAUCUGCCAUCCACCCCAUCAACGCCAAAGUGUCAUCCGUGGCCGAGGCGCAGGGGAUGGUCGGCAUGACGUUCAGCGAGUCGCCGUGGGAGACGAUGGAAUGGCUGGACCUGACGCCCCCAAGCUCGGCUACGGGGUUCAACUCCGUCCCGGCCGCCGGGCCAAGCAUUUUCAACACAGAGUUCCUGGAUGUCACAGACAUCAACCUGAAUACAGCCAUGGACCUUCAUCUAGAGCACUGGUGAAACACCAGAGACUGGCUAUGGAGCAGCUAGCCACUAUCAGCUAUCCACUAGCUGGCUAGGUACCUACAAAAAAAAAACACACUAGACGACUAGCUAGCUACUCGCUAGCUACCUAGAAAACACGAGACUAUAGUGUCUAGCUAGCUCCCCAAAAGACAAAGGAGACUAGCUAGCAACUAGCAUCCAGCUAGCAAAAAAAUUGCUGGGUUAGAUACUGACCAGAGACACUGACCAGCAACUAAAAACACACAGCAGGAGACCAGCUGAAGAUUUCACACCAAAUUCGCCUUGGUCCCAACACCGGUUCCAGAAAACCUUACAAUGGAAUUUUAAGUGCAACGAUUUACCAAAGAACACAAGCAGAAUCACACAGAAAUGCCAUAUAGUUUGUUGAUAACGAGCAUUGAAACAUUUUUUUUUUUUUUACAUGAUCUUUAUCAUCUUGGACAAUGAUGCGCACAACUACCGAAGCAGUAUGACUCUGGAUAGAUCCAUGACGGAUGUUCAUUAAAUGAAUGCUAUGGAUGAAAAAAAUAUUCCAACGUUGCCUUAUGAGAAGUCUAUAGGAUUUAUGCAAGUAGUUUCUUACAGUUGUAAGUGCUAUGCCGCCUAGACUUGAAGACACAUAUUUCGACAAUCAAUGUAUUAUUUGUGAAGAGAGUGUCUAUGUUUGUAUUACUGGAAACCAAAAGAAGACAAGCUUAAUUGGAUGAAAUCGAAUGCCAAAUUUGUAAAUAUUAUAUGGUUACUGACAGAGGCAAGUUUAGGUCUGCAUAAUUGUCAGUGGUGUGGGAGAGAACACUUUAGAAACUAUCACAAAGUCAAAUGUAUCAUUUUAGUAUGUAGUUUGAUAUUUUCAAUGUAAAUGUUUAAAAUCUCACAUUUUGCGCCUUGAUUAUUAGCCUAGAAGAUUGUCACACUUUGCUUAAGCCUAGAAUUUAUUUGCAGGGAAAGCAUUUAGUUUGCCAUUUCAUGCAAGUGCUCGCGUAGGUUUCUUCUCACGCUGAACUGGUAUAUUUAUUCACAAUAUUAUAUUAAGAUGAAUACUUAGCUUUAGUCUGAAAACCCAUUUGUCAGAGUUUUUCGAUAAAAGGGGCAGUGUCUUCAGAUGCAGUAAUGCAUAUGGAUUGUAGGAAGAGACAGCAAUAUUUCACUCAGUUUGUGCCUUAAACACUUCACAAUAAGAAUCUCUUGGCAUUUCAAAAAUUAAGCAUUUCCUGACUAUGUCCCCUCACACCAAACAAUGUAGCCAUUACUUGGGCCACACAAAGCAUUUACAAUAAUUCAAGACCUGGUACUCUACAGUGCAUGGUUCACCACUUUUAUCACACUGCUUUGAUAAAUCAUAUUACAUUUUUAGUGCAAGGCUCCAGCUUUUUAGUCACAGCCAGGAAGUCUGAAGUAUGGCAAGAAAAUCAGUCUAAAUUUCAUCUCUAUUUUUUUUUCUUUUUUCGUUAUCUACAAUAAAUGGUUUUGUAUUUGAGCUUUGGAAAAUUCACCAGUUUAUAUAUUAGUGAGCAUCACUUAGUUAUUUAUUUUUUCAUUUUUUAUUUUAUUUAUACGUUGAUAGAGUAUAUUUAUUUUUGACAUUCCUUUAUGAUAAAAAUGGGAUUCUUGAUUUACAAACUCGUAUGCCGCGGUUUUGAUCUUGCAUUGUUCUUCCCAAAACGUUGAAGAAAGAUGCCUGUUUGAAAUGGUAUAUGAAUUGAACCAAAUCAUCUACAAAGAAAAUUAUAUUUUCUAAAAACAGUGUUGUCAGUUUUCCAUGGAGAACCAACAUGAUAUAAAAAGUACUGCAUAUAUGCAGAGUAAAUAUCCAUUCUUACCAGCACUUGUGAAUAUCAAAAUGUAAUAUAUACAGAGUUUUGACUAUCCUGUGAAUCUAGCAGAGAAUAAUCCAUGUUCAAUAUGUUACAUAAAGUAUGUGUAACCUUUCUACAAACGUGGUUCUAAAGCCACCAUUACACGCUGCAGAGGUUUGGGGUAGGAUCUGUACAAUGAUUUUUGAAUCCGGAAGGAAAAACAUGUUGAAAAUACAAGUUUACUGAAAUGUAUUCAUGAAAACUGUGAAUAUAGCUAAAAUAACUACCCAUCUGCAAUAGAUGUAUAUGACGUCUAUGGCUAAACUAAAUGGGACCGUUCUUGUAAGGACACAAAUUGAGAAGUUAGAACAAGUAAGCAUAACUAUGGGUAUGAUUUUAAUCAUGUGACUACCAGAUUGACUGAGAUUUUGUGAUGACACUGAAAUGGGGAAGAACUUUCAAAACAUUAACUCAGACUUAGUCGAGCCAUCUGUCAGAUUCGGUUCAGUAUUAUUGUUAUUUUGACCAAAGUGGGGUCAUUUCCCUCAAAUGCUCUUUAAAAAUGUGUUUUAAGUAGAAGACCCUUAUUCUCUGUUACUUCUGAAGUAAGCCGUGGCACCCUUGUGUAUAGGUUUUCUGUGGUUGCAACCACCCAUGUUGUCACCCCAGAUGAGUCAAGCCAUGCGUUUUUUUUUUACAUACAUACAUACCAACCACACACAUGUAUACAAAACAUGAACACCUACUCUUUCCCUGACAGACUGACCAGGUGAAUCCAGGUGGAAGAUAUGAUCCCUUAUAUAUGUCACUUGUUCAGUGUAGAUGAAGGGAAGAAAACAGGUGAAGCCCUGAGACAUGGAUUGUGUGUG
Messenger RNA from Oncorhynchus keta (chum salmon), 6434 nucleotides. It is a transcript of the gene myocd, whose product is annotated as myocardin. The record is from RefSeq and is a predicted model, not a curated record. The coding region runs from base 764 to 3763 and encodes 999 amino acids. The transcript is spliced from 15 exons. Gene Ontology annotation, biological process: smooth muscle cell differentiation; cardiac muscle cell differentiation. Lineage: Eukaryota; Metazoa; Chordata; Actinopteri; Salmoniformes; Salmonidae.